AUGGAACCUUGUGGUACACUUUCAGAGAGAACCAUACACUUGAACACAAGUUAUUGUCUGGAAACUAGAAAAAUGCUUAUUUUUGGCCCCUUAUUCCUAAAUGUUUUGGGCAAUUACCCCCAAACUCAAUUCCAGCUUUCCCUUUGUGAUAUGGAACCUUGUAGUACAAUUUCAGAAAGAUCCAUACACUUACACAUAAGUUAUUGUCAUGAAACUAGAAAAAUGCUUAUUUUUGGCCCCUUUUUGGCCCCUAAUUCCUUAAAUGUUGGUACCAUAACCCCCAAAAUCAAUCCCAACCUUCCUUUUGUGAUAUUGAACCUUAUGGUAAAAUUUCAUCAAGAUCCAUUCACUUAAACUAAAGUUAGAGUGCGAAAACCAAUGUGUCUUCGGACGACGACGCCAACGUCAUACCAAUAUACGUCAGCAAAAAUUUUUUGCGGUCGUAUAAAAACAGUUUUAGACCCUUAUUGGCUCCCAAUUCCUGCUCCGUUUGGGCAAUUACCCCCAAAAUGAAUCCCAACCUUCUACUUGUGGUAUUGAACCUUGUGUACAAUUUCAGAGCAAUUAAAAUACUUUAUACAAGUUAUUGUCCUGAAACUAGAAAAAUGCUUGUGGGUAAAAGGGGGGGGGGGGGGUUCAAAUGACCAUGGCCAAGUAAAACUGCUUACACAUCUUUUAUUCUUAUCAAGUAAUUAUAAAAGAAUUAUUCCUUGUAAAGUUGUUUAAAUAGCUAUGACAAUUUGAUAGCUCACUUCAGAGCGGACACAUUUUCACAUAUGUGGUUAAAUUAUCUGGGUACUAAGUGAGAUUCAUUUCCCAACAAUCUAAUAACUCAAUAGUUUUAAAACCUUUAUUCUAUGGUCCUCUACCCUACAAAUCUUAUACAAUUUUUAUAGCUUCCUAUGCAGAGUGGGUUUUGCUCAUUGUUAAAGGCUGUACCCUGGCCUGGUGGAGAGUUGUCUCAUUGGCAAUCAUAUCACAUCUUAUUUUUAUAGUAAUAAAUAUUACUGGUCAGUAGUUUAAGAAAAAAUUCUCUGUAGAUUGAAGCUGCAUGUGCUUAGAUUGAUCUCUUGCAUAAAAAUAAAAUAAAAUGUUUUCCUGCCUGCUUUCUCUUUGAAAUUUCUUACAUUAGGGGGAAUCAGCAUUCAAUUUCUGGGUACAGAUUUGUUUUAUACAGACGGACAACCACCAUUUCUAUAUUGCCCACACCACACGCAAGACAGGGGACAAAAAUACACUAGUUAUCAACCAUCAAAAAUCGGAAAUACUUCAAUACAUAUAAUGACUAAGUGUGUUAUUGACAUAUACAUAUAUAUAUGUAUAUUUCUACUUUUAGGGAUGCCUAAAAAAAAGCAAUACCUGCAGGAGUCUCUUGAUAAAGCUGUUGGUGCAGUGAAUUCUAACAAAAUGAGCAUUUCAAAAGCAGCUAAAGAAUAUGGGGUUCCGCGGACAACUAUAUCCGACCAUGUCAAUGGAAAAUACGACAACCAUUUGAAUGGGCCUUCAAAAAUGCUAACAGAUGAGGAAGAGACAUCCUUGAUCAACUAUGUCAAGUAUAUGUCUGAAAGGGGUUUCCCAUUGACGAGAAGGAUGUUGAAGGCAUUUGUUCUUUCAAUCGUGGAAAAAUCAGGCAGGAAAACACUAUUUAAUAUGGACAAAGGUCCGAGCAACAAAUGGAUCAACAAACUCCUGAACAGACACAGGGAACUGUCGGAAAAACUUCCUGAACAGCAGGACAAAGCCAGGAGGCGUAUGUCGAAUGUCACAGUUGUGGACCAGUAUUUUAAACUGCUUUCUGACACAGUUGAUAGUUUAGGUUUGACAAAUAAACCUAACCAAAUCUUUAAUUGUGAUGAAUCUGGGUUCAGUGGCAAAGAAAAAAGUAAAGAAAAAGUUUUAACACUAAAAGGUUCCCAUAGUUAUCAGCAAAAAGUGAUGGUGCAUGGUCACAUCACUGUACAUAUGUGCAUAGGUGCUGAUGGACAUGUCCUUCCAUCUUUUAUCAUUUUUGACGACUGCCUUCCACACAGGAACUUUAAAGAUGGUGUUCCAGAUACCUGGCUGUACGGCUCAUCUGAAUCAGGUUAUAUGGACACAGAGUUAUUUGAAAACUGGUUUGACAAAGUGUUCCUCCCAUUCUGUGGAACCAGAAGACCAGUGUUAUUAAUAUUUGACAACCAUGACUCACACAUUAGUAUCGACCUGAUUGAAAAGGCUAAGGCAAACAACAUCCACAUUAUUGGCUUACCACCACACACUACUCAUCUGCUUCAGCCCCUUGAUGUUGCCAUCUUUGGUCCCUUGAAAGAAAAGGUCAACCAAUUAGCUGUGACAGUGGGAAACCUGAACAAGUCUGCCACCAUAGGCAAAGCAAAGUUUCCUGCUUUAUUAAGCACUGCAAUUGACCAGACUUUAUCCUUAGCACGUGUGAAAGAGUCUUUUAGGAAAUCUGGAAUGUAUCCUGUAGACAGGUCCAUAAUUCCCAAUUCUCAACUAGCUCCAGCAGACUUUCAUAAAACUGAAAAGGGAAAUAAAGAGAUUACAGAUGUAGAUGUUACAAUUAUCACUAGUAAUGAGCACCAGGAAUCAACAAUUCUUUGUCACUGUUGUGGCAACACUUUAACAUACACAACAGAAACUGAGCUGAACAAAACAACAGAAAAUCCACUCGUUACAAAAAACUUAAUCCCAAAAAGUUUAGCUGAUGUGUUGUUACCCCCUGCAAAUCCAUCUCAGGCAAAAAAAACUUCUAGUAAAAUUGUAACAGAAGCAAGAGUCAUUACAGGGGAUGAAAUGCUACAGAAACUGCAGUAUAAGCAUGAUGAAGCAAAAAAGUUGAAAGAAGAGAAAGAAAAGAGGAAAACAGAAAGAGCGAGAAAGAAGGAAGAAGCUGAAGUUUUAAAGGAGGCAAAGAAGGAGGAAAGAGAAAGGAAGAAAAGAGACAGAGAAUUGAGAGACACUGAAAAAGAAGACGAAAGAGAGAGGAAGAGACAGAGGAAGGAAGAAAAAAGAAAUAAGCAAUCUAACCAACAAAUAACUGCUCAAGUCCACCAGUAUGCUACAUGUAGUAAUUCAUAUGUAGACAGUAGAAGAAGUAGCAGAGUGAAGACACCUUUAAUAAGGGAAGAGUUUUUACAAUUUGAUAGUGAUAUUGACAUUAUUGAGACAAUGGAAGAAUAGGGAAUAAAACAAAAAUCUAUCCAAAGACUCUUGUCAUACUGAAUUUGAAGAACUGUGCAAUUUGUUUUUAAAUAAUGUUUGAGAUCGCAAUUGCAUUUUAUUGAUUUAAAUUUCAUACUGUUCAUAACAAACUUAUUGCUGCAAUAUUGAUAAAAUUUUGAUAACACAAAUAUCUUCUGUAGGGGAUACAAUCAAUUUUUUCACUUCUAUAUUUCAUGUAAAUUUUAAGCUACAGAAAAUCAUAUUUUUUCCUAAUCUUUAAAUUCAACAUAUUGAUUA
Mytilus californianus (California mussel) is the source of this 3459-nucleotide messenger RNA. RefSeq names its product nucleolar protein 58-like. The transcript is spliced from 3 exons. The record is from RefSeq and is a predicted model, not a curated record. Lineage: Eukaryota; Metazoa; Mollusca; Bivalvia; Mytilida; Mytilidae. Gene Ontology annotation, cellular component: nucleus. The coding region runs from base 1282 to 3180 and encodes 632 amino acids. Gene Ontology annotation, molecular function: DNA binding.